Messenger RNA from Cynoglossus semilaevis (tongue sole), 1727 nucleotides. RefSeq names its product STAM-binding protein-like A. The record is from RefSeq and is a predicted model, not a curated record. Lineage: Eukaryota; Metazoa; Chordata; Actinopteri; Pleuronectiformes; Cynoglossidae. Gene Ontology annotation, biological process: protein K63-linked deubiquitination. Gene Ontology annotation, molecular function: protein binding; metal-dependent deubiquitinase activity; K63-linked deubiquitinase activity. Gene Ontology annotation, cellular component: cleavage furrow; endosome.
ACGGCGGAACUUGUUUUCAUUUCGGAAGUGAGGUGACAGUCCAGUCAGCCUCUCUCUUAACUGUAACGUCCCUUUAAUGUGGCUUUAAUGACGUCUGCCUAAAAUUAAAUCUGUAUGUUGACCUCUGACAGCUUCGCUGUUUGGUCACUUUGGUGUUCCAGGUCUUGCAGUUACAAUGGCAGAGCACACCAACGUCAGCUUGCAACCAGAGGCACGAGUCCGUGCUCUGACCAAGAAGGGAAGCACGGUGGAGGUCAGUGAUGACGUUCCGUUGCGCCGAUACUUCCGCUCGGGUAUGGAGAUGCUUCGUAUGGCGAGUGUCUACAUAGAUGAGGGGAACAUCGAGAACGCCUUCGUCCUUUACAACAGAUUUAUUACACUCUUUGUAGAAAAACUUCCAAAGCAUCGGGAUUACAAGAUGGCUAUUGUUCCUGAAAAGAAGGACACAUUAAGGAAACUCAAGGAUGUUGCAUUUCCUCAAGCGGAAAUAUUGAAGAAAGCUCUUUUGAAAAGAUUUGAGCAAGAACAUGCACAAUAUCUGGCUAAAAAGAAAGUGGAGGAUGAGCUGUUGGCGCAGGAGCUGUCCAAGCAGAGAGCGUUGAAUGCUGAGCGGGAGCGUGUGGCCGAGAUGCAGCGGCGGCAGAGGGAGCAGGAACAAUUCAGUGCCUUUGAGGAGAUGAUCCGACGCCAGGACCUAGAAAAGGAACGCCAGAGUGUUCUUCUAGAGUUUGCAACUCCUGCUCAGCCCUCCAGUGAAAUGCCCCUCAUUCCAGGCAUCCAGGGCCCACCCGUGGUCUCCCCAACUCUUCCACAAAUCCUAAGGGACUUGUCAGGUGGCACACAGAAUCAGUUCAACCACACUCCUUUAAACAACAGCGCGACCAGUCCACCUAGCGUUGACCGCUCACUCAAGCCCGGCACUCUGGUCAGCCCAUGCAGUAAUAAUACGAUGUUAGACGCUCCUCGACAGUUGGCGGUUCCCGCUGCGCUGGCGUGCCAGAGUUUUCUGAGGUUGGCUGAAGCCAACACAAGUCGAGCUGUGGAAACUUGUGGCAUCCUGUGUGGCAAAUUGACCAGAAAUGCGUUUACUGUGACCCACGUGAUUAUACCAAAGCAGUGUGGCGGACUGGACUAUUGUGACACCGUAAAUGAAGAAGAACUGUUUCUCAUACAGGACCAGUACGAUCUAAUCACUUUGGGUUGGAUACAUACCCACCCCACACAGACGGCCUUUUUGUCCAGCGUCGACCUCCACACACACUGCUCCUAUCAGAUGAUGCUGCCCGAGGCCAUCGCUAUUGUCUGCUCGCCAAAGUUUAACGAAAUUGGAUACUUCAAGUUGACAGACAGAGGAACGGAAGAGAUUUCCACUUGUAAACAGAAAAGCUUUCACCCACACAUCAAAGACCCCCCACUGUUUACACACGCUGGACAUGUGACUAUCACGAAUGAUGCUGUGUCUGUGAUGGAUUUGCGGUGAUUUUUAACGUUUUAUUUCUGUCUGAACACUUAAAAAGUCUCAAAUCAAAGUGCAAACUGGAAAAACAAACUGGGGAAAAGAACUCAAAUUUUUUUUCCAGGGUGGUACCGACCAGGAGCAUUUUUAUGGACUAGAGUUGUUAUAAAAGGAACAACAUUGUGACAUUUCGCUCUGUGACAAAAAAACUCAAUACAUGACUGCACUUUCUCAGCAGUGUCAUCUUCUCAUUAAAGAGACUGACAAACCA